Molecule: messenger RNA, 4274 nt
Organism: Thlaspi arvense
Lineage: Eukaryota; Viridiplantae; Streptophyta; Magnoliopsida; Brassicales; Brassicaceae
Source: the annotation of a GenBank genome assembly
AAAAUUGACCUGAACUAUAGGCCCAUAUCUCCUUUCAUCAUCCUCGACUCUGAUUCCCUUCCGGGGACUCCUUGCUCUUUAGGAAUCUCGGAUUGCUGGUUUUUCUCGGUGGUGAAGAGAAUGGGGUCAGACGAGGAGGAUUUCGUCUUUCACGGGACACCAAUAGAACGCGAGGAAGAAAUCGCGAGCCGGAAGAAGAAAGCAGUCGCUGGGGCUUCAGGCAACCUAAGAACUCUACCUGCUUGGAAGCAAGAGGUGACUGAUGAAGAAGGCCGGAGAAGGUUCCAUGGAGCAUUUACUGGUGGAUAUUCUGCUGGGUAUUACAAUACAGUGGGGUCAAAAGAGGGCUGGGCUCCACAGUCAUUUACAUCAUCAAGGAAGAACAGAGCUGGAGCGAGAAAGCAAAGUAUUUCAGACUUUCUGGAUGAAGAUGAAAAGGCGGAAUUGGAGGGCCAAUCACUGUCUGCGAGCUCACAAUUUGACACAUUUGGUUUUACAGCAGCCGAACAUUCUCGCAAGCAAGCUGAGAAGGAACAGCAUGAAAGGCCAUCAGCCAUUCCUGGCCCAGUGCAUGACGAACUUGUUGCUCCAGUUUCAGAGUCAAUUGGAGUCAAACUUUUGCUAAAGAUGGGAUGGCGGCGUGGUAAUUCAAUAAAGGAUGUGCGUGCUAGUUCAGAUGCUCGUAGGGAAGCUAGAAAGGCAUUCUUAGCCUUCUCUGCUGAUGAGAAUACAAAGGAAACUUCGGACUCUCUGGUUUUGGAGACUGACGUGGAAACUUCUCUGGAUCCACAGUGUAAUGAAGAUAUUAAAGUUUCUGAAACCACUCCUGUAUAUGUCCUCAAUCCAAAGCAGGACCUGCAUGGUUUAGGAUUUGAUCCUUUUAAGCAUGCUCCUGAAUUUAGAGAAAAGAAAAGAUCUCGCUUGUCUGCCAGUAAGGAGGCUGGUUACAGAAAACCUUUGUCAAUGAAGGAAAGUCUUUUCGGACCCAAAUGUAAGAUUGCUCCUGGUUUUGGCAUUGGGGCACUUGAGGAGCUUGAUGUUGAGGAUGAUGAUGUCUAUGCUGGUUAUGACUUUGAUCAGACUUAUGUCAUAGAAGAUGAACAGCCGGCCAGACCGAGCAAUGACAAUAGACUGAGGUUAACCUCAAAAGAGCAUAACGUUCUGCCAGGUUUUGGAGCUGCUUCGAAUACUGACUACAGUGUCGAGAGAUUUGAUCCUCCGAAGAUCCCAAAGGACUUUGUGGCACGGCAUAAGUUUUCUGGUCCCCGGGAGGCUGAAACUAAACCGACUACUUCUGCUCCUCCAGAUGUUCCACCCCCUGAAGAUAAGAAUCUGAAACUUUUGAUCGAUGGAAUUGCAACUUUUGUUUCCCGUUGCGGGAAACUAUUCGAGGAUCUUUCUAGAGAGAAGAACGAAUCAAAUCAGUUGUUUGAUUUUCUUCGGGGAGGUAAUGGUCAUGAAUACUAUGUUAGAAGGCUGUGGGAGGAGCAACAAAAGCGCAGUGAUCAAAGUAAGCUGCUAAUAGAGGUUAAGGUCUCUCCAAGCGUGCAGAAAAUGACUGCAGAAACGCGUGGCAGCUUACUAGGGGAAAAGCCUUUGCAGAAAAGUUUGAAAGAAACUGAAACUUCUGCUUCUUCUGGAGGAUCCUUCCAAUUCCCAACCAAUCUCUCUGACACCUUCACCAAAUCAGCUUCAUCACAAGAGGCAGCAGAUGCUGUCAAGCCCUUCAAAGAUGACCCAGCAAAACAAGAAAGAUUUGAGCAGUUUCUCAAGGAGAAAUACAAAGGAGGGUUACGUACAACACACUCCAACAGAGUUAACAGCAUGUCGGAAUCAGCCCGUGCUCAAGAGAGGCUGGACUUUGAGGCUGCAGCUGAGGCAAUUGAGAAAGGGAAAGCUUACAAGGAGGUCAGACGGGCUACUGAACAGCCUAUCGACUUCCUUGCAGGAGGGCUGCAGUUUACUUCUGGUGGAACAGAGCAAAUUAAAGACACUGGAGUGGUAGAUAUCAAAACGAAUAAGACAUACCCUAAAAGGGAAGAGUUCCAAUGGCGUCCUGCAUCUCUUUUGUGCAAGCGUUUUGAUCUCCCUGAUCCUUUCAUAGGAAAGCCGGCAACUGCUUCACGAGCGAGAAACAAAAUGGAUUCUCUCAUAUUCUUGCCGGAUACAGUGAUAGCUGCAUCUGGGUCGGGAGCAAGCCUCUCCGCACGUCAAGCCUCUGAUUUAAACGAACCUAAAAAAGAGACAUCAGUAGAAGAGCCUGAAGUCGAGGUAGAAGUGGAGAACCUGGAGAGACCUGUUGAUCUUUACAAGGCCAUUUUCUCUGAUGAUUCCGAAGAUGAUGAAGAACAACCUAUGAAUGGAAAGAGACAAGAGGGUCAAGAGAAGAAGAACGAAGCGGCUGCAUCAACAUUAAACCGACUGAUAGCUGGUGAUUUCCUAGAAUCUCUAGGGAAAGAGUUAGGUUUCGAAGUACCUUCUGAUGUCACCACGUACCCAGAAGGAACCAAGCCAAUGGAAGAAGACAACAAGCCCAAAGGCAAAUCCGAUGCAUCUUCUGAGAGAAUACCUGGAUUGAAAGAGAAAUCGAAGGAGAAGACGACGAGCAGCCUCACACUCGUGUCUGAAGAAGAAAAGAGUAUUAAAAAGUCGCCAAGAAAGCGGAGUGGCGGGAACGAUCCGUCUUCCAGUGAAUCCUCAGGAGAUGAACGGAGGAGAAAACGUUCCAAGAAGGAUAGGCAUAGAUACAAUGAUUCAGAGAGCGAUUCGUCCAGCGACUACCACAACCGGGAUAAGCAAGGCUCGAAAUCAAGAAGAAAGCGGAGAGAAUCUUCCAGAGAGAAGAGAAGUAGCCACAAGAAGCAUUCAAAGCAUUACAAGAUCAAGAGUUCCUCUUCUUCGCGGUACAGCGCGGAUGAAGAACGGAAAGAGUCAAGGCGGGAGAAGCGGAGGCCACGAGACUGAAUACAAAUCGGAGUUAUUGGCUGACUUUUAACUCCGGAAAAAUCAGAGCACUUGCUUACAUCUUUUUGUGAACAUUGAAAAAACAAUAUAGAAUUAAGUUAUGCAAUUGAAUGAUUCUCUGCACUGUCUUGAUGGUGAGGUUGUAUAGCAAAUGAUGAGCUUAGUUAUAUUAUAUCAUAUGGUUGCGUUCAACGUAGAAGUAUUGUAUGAUCGAUUGACUUGAUUUUUGGUUCAGCCUUUUACUUAUUAGAUAAAACCAAAGCUAACAACUGUUCCAAUAAAAACCCUUUUCUCUAGAGCGUUUGAAAUUAACGAAACAAGACGCCAGUUAAAAUGGAGGGGAGAGACUUGCUGCUGCUACAUCGAGCGUUGCGUUUUGUUGGGAAGAAUCUAAAACGGCACGAGCGGUCUCCAAAACGCCUUGACCGCUCACAUAGUGAUUCCGACACACUGGCAUAUACACUUCGGCUCCUCCGAUCAAUUCCGUCUCUCUCUCCUCCGUCUUCCUCAGCGUAAACAAAGCUCUCUUCCCACACACCUCGCACCUUGACGACAGCUUCGUCACCGUAUCCGCAAUCGGAAUUAUAUCCAGCACCGACCCGAACCUCCUCCUCAGAUAAUCCCCGUCCAGUCCAGCUACAAUUACCGUUUUUCCCUCCUUAUCGGCAGCUUCGCGACAAAACUCGUAGAGGUCGCCGAAGAACUGAGCUUCGUCGAUCCCAAUCACAUCCAAUUGAUUCUCGUACUUAUCCAAUCCGAACCUCUCUUUGAAACACGAUAGAUCCGGGAGAGGCCAGCAAGGGAAUUUCUCUCCGUCGUGGCUCACUAUCGAAUCAACACAGUACCUUGUGUCUUUAUCCGACUUGAUAAUCGCUAUCUUCUUCCCGUUAUCCCUCUCCGAGAGCAUCCGGCGGAGAAGCGUCGUGGUUUUACCGGAGAACAUAGGACCGACGACGACGUGUAUCUCGCCGGGAGCGGAGAAGGAGGAGAACGGCUUAGAUGCCGCAUCCGUCUGUAAUUCCCUGGUGGAAACCGAAGAGCGAAGCGGAUCGACGGGGCAUCUGUUGAGCGCGAAGGCGGAAUUGGCGAGAGGAUGACGGGAGACGCGAAGAACCGUGGAGAAGAGAGCUGGUUUAGGGAGAUGAAGAGAGAAGGACGCAAGAGAUGGAGAGAUUAUUGUUCUCAUCGAAGCAGCAAACAUUGAGAUCCGUUUGAUUGCAGAGGAGGAAAAUGAUGGAAAAGCCGCAGGAAUUUUUUGCUAGGGUUUAAGCAUAUUUGUUGAAAUAGGGAAGAAGGGGUUUAUUAGAGCA